GCAGUCAGUCCUCGACCUACCGCCGCGCCGCUCGCACGCGCCAUGGACGCACGCGAAUUAAAAAGUUAAAUUAAAAAAUCAAAAUGUCAUUCCGGAGGCUAGUGAGCGCGGUGAGGUCCGCGCGCGAAGCGCUCGCCCGAGGCGCCCCAAUGGCGGACAAUAUAUUAAAAAGUUUAGUUUCUGUUAUUGUUAUUUGUUGUAUUGCUGUGUCUUCGCCGCCAAGCGCUUCAGCGAAGCCGUUUACGUUGAGUUUUCCCGCGGGAUGGUCGCUGGCGGGGCUGGUCGGGAGUGUUGGGGCAAGAUCGGACGACUCGGAGCGGCCCGCGGCAGGAGUAAAGCCGUAUACGGGGAGAAGGGUUGGGAAUGACACGCUGAGAAUGAUCUACUACUACGACCAGACGGUGGCCGUGGUGGAACUGGGCCCGGAGAAGCUGUUGCUCAAUUGCGAGCUCAUCGAGACCAUUGACGAGGAAGAUACAGAGCGGCUGCUACGCCAACUGGGCCGUAUCAACCGACCUCUGGGCAUCACGUUCCCGCAGAUGAUCAAGCUCAUGAGCCAGUGCCAGCAGGUAACGCCUCGGCUUCGCAAAAAGGUGGAGGGAGUAGAAGCCCACCCGCACGUGACGUCACGCGGCGAAACAUGGCGGGAGGGAGGGGCGGCGCGCGCUCGACUGGAUAAUGGAGGGGCACAUGCCGGUCUACUAGGGGGAAGUCCACUAACAUUACUACAGGGUAUCAUACCUGGCACAAAAUGGUGCGGCACAGGCGAUAUAGCAUCCGACUACCACGACCUAGGUGCCGACCGCCGCCUGGACCGCUGCUGCCGCUCACACGACCUCUGCCCCACCAAAGUCCGAGCCUUCUCCCGCCGCUACAACCUCACCAACAACUCUUUAUACAGCAAAUCACAUUGCACAUGUGAUGACAUGCUCUUCGACUGCCUCAAACACACGAACACCUCGGCCUCGCACCUCAUGGGACAUAUUUAUUUCAACAUCGUCCAGGUCCCGUGCCUCGAGGACGCGCCAAACGGCAGGAAGUUUAGGAACGCAAAACAAGGCUUUUAGCGUAUCAGCGCCAUCUUGUGACGGUUUGAAAUUUGCAUUUCUAUUUAAGGAGUGUAAUGAAUGUAACAAGAAGUUAGAAUACCUAACAGUGGAGUUUGCUGGUAGAACAAAAAUUGAGGCAAGAAAUAUGAUUGUAAUAAAUCACUCACUUUCCAGGAAAGUUAAAAUUUCAAAGGAAUCGUCGCGCAGAAAAAGACAGAGGAUAAUGGCAUAGGUUUCUCUCUCUACUUCGCCUCAAAUAUUUAUUCUACAAGCAUAUUUCAGUGAUAUUAACAUAAACUUCUUGGACUGUAAAUAAAGACAUUUUUAACUGUGAUACGCCUGUGCCUUUACGAAUGCCCUGGAGGCAUUAUGGUGGCGCUUCAUUUCAUGUUGGUCAAGUAUUUGUGUCUUGCGUAUGCUUACAAGUGUAAGGCGACGUCAACGCCAUCUAUUUGGAACUCGAGAAACUAAAAAGUACGUCCACACCGGGCCAAAGAGCAUAUAAUCACUAAGUCACCGGGCUAGCGAAUAGGCAACGAACAUCAAACGCUAAGAAUGCAGUUGCAUAGCAAAUAUUAUUUUGAGUAAUUUCUCUACUCAGAUAAAUGGCAAAGCAACAGUAGGUACGGAAUGGUGAUUGGCACCCGUCAAAGGUCAGUUAGAUAGAUGGCGCCAGCAUAAAUUUUACCUGUCUUUAAUUUUGUACUAUAAAACUUGGCUUAAAGGGUUUGGGUUAAAAAUAAGAUUUUGACACAAUUCGUAGGGUUUAUGCAUUGACAGGUAAAGCCUAUGUUGGCGCCAUCUGUAAAAUACUUCGACCGACCACCCACAUUAUGCAGAGAAUUGAGACCAAAUAUUCGUUGACUCGGUGUGGAUACACCAACAGAAGAAUGAAGUGCUGCCGCGCUAUGCAAAAUGGUUUGACGAAUGUAUUAUCAUGGCAAUUUAGUAAUAAUUCGUUGGUUUUCAAGUGAUAUUUUCUGCCUCUAGGCAUGGAUUUAUAUUAAAUAAUCAAAUUAUAGAAAACCUUACUUGAAAAGCGAUCAAAAAAACAAUACUAAUUAUUUAUUUGUAGGAAACCAGUUGUGAACUAAACGGCACCAAAAUGACGAUUUUGUUUGAACCAAAUGAUUCAAUUUUAUUUAUUUAGUAGCACUGCAUGUAAUAGAUCAAAGGUAUUUUGUGAUUAUAAAAUAAAUGUGAAUAAAAUAUACCAAAUAAAUCUAUUUAUUUAAACA
Messenger RNA from Cydia pomonella (codling moth), 2287 nucleotides. RefSeq lists its product as uncharacterized. NCBI's taxonomy places the organism in Eukaryota, Metazoa, Arthropoda, Insecta, Lepidoptera, Tortricidae. Bases 84 to 1067 code for a protein of 327 amino acids. Gene Ontology annotation, biological process: phospholipid metabolic process; arachidonate secretion. The transcript has 4 exons. The record is from RefSeq and is a predicted model, not a curated record.